AUGGCUGAAGGAGGCAUAGGUGGGAGCAACGAAAGUUUCAUUUCUUUCCUCUUCUCAAUUGCUUCUGUGGCUCUUAUCCUACUAUACAUACCAUGGAUCAUUGGUCAAAUCCGAAGAAUCUAUCUCUAUAGAUGCGCUCCCAAAAAGAUCCAGGCCACUAUGGUCAAUCCAAUCAGCGAGAUGUGGGAUUCUCUAACAUACCUGCCUUUGGUCAUAAAAAAAAAUGUACAGGAUCCGAACAUGGUAAUUGCUGGAUUCAAAUUGUGCAUGAAGGAAAAGAUUUUCUUUCUGCGUUGUGUGAUGCCGAAGUUUCUAAAAUAUGUCUUCCGGCCGCGCAUCUUCGUGCCGCUUUUGUGGUUUGUUUUGUUCUCUUCGACGAUGUAUUCCACACUUACCUUCGAUGCGUACGCCGUUUUGGAGCUGACGAAGUCCGCCUCCACGUCAGACAUCAAGAAGGCCUACCGCACUCUCUCAAAGCGCUACCACCCAGAUCACAACAAAACGGAAGAGGCUCGAUAUAUUUACCUCCAAGUGCGGCGUGCUUACAAGUCUCUUGUCGAUCGCGAGGCCUUCGAGAAGGAAGAGGAGCAAAACCUUCACGAUUAUUCAGUAGGCGUUGCGUUACCACACUUUAUGACGUCUCGUGAACACGACGGUCUGGUGCUGUUCGGUCUGCUUGGCAUCUUGAUUGCGGCGCCGUUAUUUUUAUGGUAUAAAUUAACUAAUGACAGAGAGAUUCCAAAUCUUCUAUGGAAAAUUCGCUUUGACAAGGAGCGCGUGGCGCGCUUUAUGAAGCACUUUGGCAUCCCCGAGGAUCCAAAGUACGUCGAGCGGCGUGAUUCCCGUAGGGCCGUUCUGAACAUCCUCGUAUCUCUUAGAAUAUUGCCCGCCUACACGGAUGAAAGUGUCGUCAACAACUUCCCGCCACUCCUAGAUUUCGUUCAGCGGUGCAUCGACUCUAAAAAUAAUCGUAAUUUGUUGCUCGGGCUUGGUUUGCGCGAGACGGAUAUUGAAGUAUUGCAUGACUCAAUGGUCAGUAAUGGUGUGGAGAUCGUAGAAAAUUUCACACGCGCUGCCGAGGAACGACUCUCGAAAAUGUCGGACUCCGCUGCCGACUCUACGAAACAGCUUACACAGUCAGAGUACCGCGCCAUACGCUAUUUAUUCAGGCAGCACACGGAUCAAGUAGAUAAUGCUCUGAUGAAGUUGAAGGAACAGAUGGGUGGAGCUAACCUGCCGAGUGUUAAAAAGCUCUUGAAUACCCACCAAGAAAUGUAUGACCUACUGGAUAUGAUCUAUAUCAGGGGCAACAAGCCUAGCAGGAAUCAUUUGAACCAGCUUAUGGAGAUGCCGCAGCGCGUUUCAGACUUGGUAGAUGCGAUUGAACCAGACAUCCAAAUUGUCUACCGACGCUACUCCAACUAUCUUAAAAAGAGGAUAGAACAGGAGAGAAAAGAGCGUUAA
Phytomonas sp. EM1 is the source of this 1464-nucleotide messenger RNA. Lineage: Eukaryota; Euglenozoa; Kinetoplastea; Trypanosomatida; Trypanosomatidae. The record is from the annotation of a GenBank genome assembly.